AUGGUUGAUGUUCAUGUAGACAAUUUGAUGACUGAUAAUGUGAAAGGAAGUGGAUUUGUUGAUUGUAGUAAUACAGAGCAUGAGCUGGAACAAGAGAAAAUUAAUCAUGUUCAUUAUAUUGAUAAUGGCAAGUCCAAUACCAUGGAUUGGAAUAGAAUUUCCCAGAUAUACUGCUGCGUAUAUUAUUACAAUGAUUAUGCAAAAAUAAAAGGAUUCAGUGUCCGCAUAAGCUUAGGUAAUUACUCUAGGAAAGAAGGAAAAGAACUCAUAUCAAAGAAAUUUGUAUGUAAUAAGGAGGGCCAAAAAUCUACAAAUGAUAAGAGAGAACAUGGAAAAAUAGUUAAGCGUCGAAGAGAUACUAGAGUAGGUUGCAAGGUGAUGUUGGCGGUCAAUCGAAUUGAUAAAGGUACAUGGAUAGUGAGCAAACUUGUUAAUGAGCAUACAAAUCACGAGUUGACUAGUCCAGAUAAGGUUAAGAAUCAUUAUUCACAUCGAAAGUUACAUCGAACAAAAGGUUGUCGAAGUCUGAUUGGUAGUUUGCAUGAAGAAGGGCUUCCGCCACCUACAAUUUCACGAGUAAUAAAUGUUGGUAGUGGGAGUCAAGAGGAAAUCGUCACACCGCAAUAA
Asparagus officinalis (garden asparagus) is the source of this 627-nucleotide messenger RNA. RefSeq names its product protein FAR1-RELATED SEQUENCE 5-like. The record is from RefSeq and is a predicted model, not a curated record. Lineage: Eukaryota; Viridiplantae; Streptophyta; Magnoliopsida; Asparagales; Asparagaceae. The coding region runs from base 1 to 627 and encodes 208 amino acids. The transcript has a single exon.